Molecule: messenger RNA, 3463 nt
Organism: Saccoglossus kowalevskii
Lineage: Eukaryota; Metazoa; Hemichordata; Enteropneusta; Harrimaniidae
Product: RNA-binding protein 5-like
Biological process (GO): mRNA splicing, via spliceosome
Cellular component (GO): nucleus
Molecular function (GO): RNA binding
Source: RefSeq, a predicted model, not a curated record
GGCUAUCGCCAUUUUGAGAUAUUCGCUAGUCUAGACGAUUUGUGGUUUCUCCUAUAUUUAUUACCGAUUAGACGUUGACAUAUGCAAGCAGAUAACCAUGAACAGGGAUUGUGGAUACGAAGAUCAAAGUUUUGGAGAUUACGGUUCAACGAUCAGUUCUGAUUAUCAUGGUAAUAUGAACUGUGAUAAUAAUGAAGUACAGGAUUUUCAUGAAAACAGACAAAUAGAUGAUUUCACUGCAACAGAUAAUUUAAAAAAUGUUAGAAGGGAUCUGGUAGAUUAUUCUGGUGGUCGAAGUGGAAGCCGUUUUGACAACAGUUUCAAUGAAGAUCUCAGAGAACAUGUUCAAAGUAGAAGUCAAGAACAAGAACAACAAGAAAGAAGUAGAGAUUACCAUAGCAGAGAGGAUAGUCGUGAUAGGGAUCGUGAUAGAAGUAGAAAUUAUCGCAGAGAUAGGGAUAGAGACAGAUCUCGUGAUAGAGACAGAGAUCGUGAUCGACAUAGGGAUAGGGAUAGAGAUCGUGACAGAUAUAGAAGUCAGGACAGAGACAGAGAUAGGGACAGGGAUAGAGAUAGAGAUCGGGACAGAUACAGAGAUGAAGAAAGAGAUCGCAAGCGAUACAGUGACCGAGAUGAUAGAAGAGAAUCUGAGAGUAGAAGAUACAGACAGUCAUCACAUGAAGAAGACAGUGGUUACCAAGAUUCUAGACGUAGCCCUGAAAAACAGAGCACAGUGAUUAUGUUAAGAGGACUACCAAGUGAUGUUACAGAAUCAGAUAUUAAUUCGGAAAUUGAAGAUUUUGGUAUUGUGGCCAAGGAUGUUGUUUUAACAAGAAAAAUGAAAGGAAAGAAAGCAACAGGUGCUUCCCGUGGUUUUGCUUUUGUGGAGUUUCAAAACCUAUCGGACGCCACUCAGUGGAUGGAACAGAACAAGGGUCGCAUUAAACUUGAUGGUCAGUAUGUAUAUAUGAGUUACAGCCAACCUAAACCACAGAAAGAACAAGAUUGGACUUGUUCAAAGUGUGGUGCCUAUAACUUUAAGAGGAGAGAUCACUGUUUUAAAUGCAGUAUAUCAAGAGAAGAAUCAUGCCAGUACAUCAAAGAUAACUAUGAUGGAUGUGAAGAAGUUGGUACAGAUCCUUAUCAAACAUUACUGGUGAGAGGACUGGACAUACUCACAACAGAAGACAAAAUAGGCACAGUAUUGGGUGCUCUCACUACUAUACCUAUCAAGGAUAUCAGAGUAGCUAGAGAUCCAUUGACAAAUACUUCGCGGGGAUUUUGUUACGUGGACUUUAUCACAGUUCAGAAAAGCACUGAGAUGUUGCAAGUAAUCAAUGCAAUGCAGACACCACUGUCUAUAGAUGGAAGGGAAGUUUCAGUGAGCUAUGCAAAAGACCACAGUAAGCCAGUUCCCAGCUUGAUUGAUAGUGCUGCCAAUACAGCAAUAGCAGCAGCACAGUGGUCAGCUAAUGCUGCAAUGCAGCAGCAGCAGCAACAACAGCUUGGUCAGGGAGCAGUGCAGAAUCUGUAUGAUUAUUCAACGUAUUACCAACAAGGAGCUGGAAAUGAAGAUUACAUUCAGUAUUAUAAACAGCUAGCAGAACAAGGUGUGGCUGCUUCUGCCGCAGUACAGCCUGCGCUAGGUGAUAUUGCGUCCAUUGCACAACAGCAAGUAGCAGCGGCACAGCAGCAUCAGGUGCAACAGCAACAACUGCAGCAACAUAUUGUAGCUCAGAUGCAGCAUCAGCAGCUUGCUGCACUUACCCCUCAGGAACGUCUCAAAAUGGAAGCUCAACAGUGGACUCAGCAGACUCAGCACUCUGAAAAUAACGCAAAAGAUAAAAGGAGGAAGUCCAAUAAAACAAAAGCUCACAGUGAACAAUAUUUUGAGCAACAACUUUUACAGCAACAAAAUCAACAACAGCAGCUGCAACAAUUUCAGCAACAACAACAAUUAGUUCAGCAGCAGCAGCUGCAACAACAGCAACCUGUGUAUCAGAGAUGCGUUAGUCAAGAGAGUAAUAAUAGCAAUAGUGGUGGUGUCGAGCUUCAUGCUAAAUAUCCUACGCCUGAUGUCUCCAAGUAUCAAUAUGAUCCUGCGUCAGGAUAUUACUAUGAUCCAACAACAAGUUUACAUUAUGAUGCUAAUUCAAAGUAUUAUUAUAACAGCCAGACUGGUCAGUAUUUAUAUUGGGAUGCUGCAAAGUCAACAUAUUUACCAGCACCUGAUUCACAAUCCGAUCCAAAACCACCACCUGCCCCCACGCCAACAAAGCCAGCUGAUACAGAUGAAAAAGAGAAAGUGAAGAAAGAAAAAACAUUAUCUGCUAAAAAGAUUGCCAAAGACAUGGAAAGAUGGGCUAAGAGUCUGAACCAAACAAAAGAGGGUCAUGGAGGUGCAGGGAAGAGGUCACAUGCAAGCAGUGCGGACACAGAAAAAAGCUCUGCCUCAGCAGAUGCUGGAUUUGCUGUCAUGGAAUGGAAGAGAAAUCUAGAAAGAAUGAAAGAAGUAGACACUGUGAAGAAGGCAGUUUCCAUACCAAUGCAGCAUCAACCACCAGCACCAAUAAUUGUUGCAUCUUAUGGCGGUGGAAGUGACAGUGAAUCAGAAGAACAAGAUGAGGCAGAGUUGAAAGAUUUAACCAUUCAUACUGAUUUAAGCAAACUAACGUGUAAUCUCUGCAAGCGCCAGUUUUCAUCAAAAGAAAUCCUGAUGAAACAUGUACAGUUCUCUGAUUUACACAAACAAAAUUUAGAAAUGUGGCAAAGAAGUAACAUGAGUGCUAAAGAAUUAGAUGCCCUUGCUAGAAAAGAACGGGAGGCUAAAUACAGAGACAGAGCCAAGGAAAGAAGGGAGAAAUAUGGUGUACCAGAACCCCCUGAACCUAAAAAGCGGAAGCGUAGAGAACCAAUCAUUGACUAUGAACAACCCACAAAGACAGGUAUUGGUAUGGAUAACAUUGGAAAUAAAAUGUUACAGGCCAUGGGUUGGAGUGAAGGUACUGGUCUGGGUAGAAAGAGACAAGGACGAAAAGAUAUAAUUGAGGUUAACAAAAGAACAGCAGGAGCUGGUUUGGGAAUGAGAGGGAGUAAUUAUGGAAGUACAGCAACAGACUCGUACAAAGAGACUGUCAAAAAAAUGAUGCAACAAAGAUAUGAAGAACUUUCUGAAGAUUAAUUUUUUUUAUACUUUAACGAAAAACGUCAUGUGGAUUCCUGAUCAUGUAUAGAUAUUUAUGAGAAUAAAUAUUUGCAUGGUACCUUUUACUGUUUUACCCUCCCAUCAAACUAACAGUUUAGAAUGAUUGAUAGCAAUAUGAGAAAACUUUAAACAUUUUUUAGGUUUCCUAUAAAAAUACUAUUACCUACCAUAGUUAUGUAUUUGUUUUCUAGGAGUCAAGUUUGUUUCUGUAAAUAUAAUGUAUUUUUAAGCUUUACAAUAUUGCUAAAUUAUCUUCUG